AUGACCAGGUCCUCUAAGGGCAUACCAAUUGACCUAGACCUUGAAAUAGAAAGGACCCUUAGGAAGCAAAGGAAGGCUAGAGAGUUAGAGCUUCGGAUACUUGAUAAUCCUCCUGCCUCUUCUGCCACUGCAUCUGAUAUUCCUUCUGUUUCUAUACCUACCCCUGACUUAAACACAAUGGCGGGUAAUGGGAAUGAACACAAUCGGAAUGGAAAUAAUGGAAAUAAUGUAAAUCAUGGUCAUUUGGAUGGUAGAACCAUUAGAGAAUUGGCUGCCCCUGAUGUGCACUACCAGUCUUUAUGCAUUCAAUAUCCCCAAUUGGAUGCAACCUUUGAAUUGAAAUCUGGGCUAAUCCAUUUGCUUCCCAAGUUUCAUGGCCUUGCAGGUGAAGAUCCGCACAAGCACCUCAAGGAAUUCCAUGUUGUCUGCUCCACAAUGAGGCCACAAGGAGUUGAUGAGGAGCAGAUAAAACUUAGGGCCUUCCCAUUCUCAUUGGAUGGAGCUGCAAAGGAUUGGUUAUACUACCUACCACCUGCUGCCAUCACAAGUUGGGAUGGGCUAAAAAGGAUCUUUUUGGAGAAGUUCUUUCCAGCAUCCCGAACAGCCGCCAUUCGAAAAGAAAUUUGUGGCAUAAGGCAGAAUCAUGGGGAGACAUUACAUGAGUAUUGGGAGCGAUUCAAGAAACUCUGUUCUAGUUGUCCACACCAUCAAAUCAGUGACCAGCUGCUGGUCCAAUACUUUUAUGAAGGUCUUAUUCCAAUGGAUAGGUAUUUGGUGGAUGCAGCUAGUGGAGGAGCCCUCUCUGAAAAGACACCAACAGCUGCUCAGGAGCUAAUCUCCAAGAUGGCACAGAAUGCCCAACAGUUUGGUACCAGGUCAGCCACUCCCAUGAGACAAGCCAAUGAGAUUGGUGUUGCUGCCAUCAGUGACCAACAGAGGAUAGAGAACAAACUGGAGGAAUUGGCCUCCAUGGUCAGACAGCUAGCCCUUGAUAAAGGACAGUCCAAAUCUCAGCAGGUAUGUGGUAUUUGCUCAUUAUCCUCCCAUGGUACUGACCAAUGUCCUCAACUGCAGGAGAAUAUAGAAGCUUGUGCUGGCAUUUUUCCAGGAAGACCCUUCCAGCCACAGCAUCAGCAGCCACAGCAACAAAGAUAUGAUCCAUAUGCUGCCACCUAUAAUCCAGGGUGGAGAGAUCAUCCGAACUUGAGGUAUGGAGGUCCUUCCAACCAGCCAUUCCAGCCACAGCAACAGCAACAGCAACCUCAGCAGCACAGAUUCAAUGCACAAAGACCAAGUCAAUCAAUGCAGCAACCCCAACCAGCUCCUAAAUCCGAAUCAAGCUUGGAAGAUAUCAUGAAGCAGCUCAUUGCCAACAAUCUCCAGUUUCAGCAAAGGACCGACACUGCCAUACAAAAUUUGGAGACACAGAUUGGACAGCUGGCAACCAACAUCAGUGAGCUACGGAGUCAAGGUUCGGGUCAGUUGCCUUCACAGCCAGUUUCAAAUCCAAGGGGCAAUGUAAGUGCUAUCGUUCUCCGCAGUGGCAAGGAGUUAAGCAGCCCACCCUCUCCACAACCAGAAUUUGGGCAGCAACAAGAAAGCCAAAAGGAAGAUCAUCCUCCUCCCAUUCAAAAGGACAAGCAGCCCACCACCAUUGAUUAAGAUAGAGGAGAGACUUCUCACAACCAUCCAUUGCCAUUUCCUCACCGAGCCACUCAAAAUAAAAAGAGGGCAGAAGCUGAGUUGGACAAGGAGAUCAUGGAAACUUUCAAAAAAGUUGAGGUGAACAUACCACUCUUGGAGGCCAUCAGACAGAUUCCCAAGUAUUCCAAGUUUCUCAAAGACUUUUGCACCCACAAAAGGAAACUGAAAGGAAAUGAAAAAAUCAACUUGGGGAGAAAUGUGUCAGCAUUGAUUCAACCUGCCAUGCCUCAGAAAUGCAAAGAUCCAGGGACUUUCACCAUUCCUUGCACUAUUGGAAAUUUGCAAUUUCAUAAUGCUAUGUUGGAUUUAGGAGCCUCUAUUAAUGUGAUGCCUAAAUCUGUGUAUUCUUCUUUGCAGGCAGGCGCAGGCACAUUGACAUCUACAGGAGUGGUGGUCCAGUUGGCAAAUAGGAGCACAGCAUACCCUGAGGGAGUAUUAGAGGAUGUAUUAGUAAAGGUAAAGGAUUUCAUAUUCCCUGCUGACUUCUAUGUUUUGAAUAUGGAAGAUGAUCGUACACCCGGAGAUGCACCACUUAUUCUAGGUAGACCCUUCUUGAAAACUGCAAGGACAAUAAUUAAUGUGCAUGAGGGUACUUUAUCUAUGGAGUUCGCUGGUAACACCAUUCAAUUCAAUAUCAUUGAUGCCAUGAAGUAUCCCUUAGAAGAUCAUUCUGCCUUGCAUGUUAACUUUAUUGACUUAAUGGUGGAGAAAGCAUGUGUUGAGUUGUAUAAUCUUGAGUCUGAAUUCCCCACCAUCCAUGAUUUUCCUGAUGAUAUGCAUUGCCCUCAAUGUCAUGACGGACUCAGUAAGUGUAAUGCUUGUUCUGAAAUAGAUGAGUUUUUGAGUAUUGUUGAUAGUGCGCCUUCUCAUACUAUAUCCGAUUCUCAUGUGCCUCCCAUAGAGGAAGUUUCUGUUGCUGAGAAUGUAGUGCAGGUAGGUGGAAACAUAAACAGAUUGGUGCCUUCAAUUCAACAGCCACCCACCUUGGAGUGUAAGCCCCUGCCCGAGAAUCUGAAGUACGCCUACUUGGCAGAUGGAGACAAGCUACCCGUGAUCAUCGCCGACAACCUUCAGCCUGACCAAGAGGAGAAGUUGCUGAAUCUGUUGAAGCAACAUAAGAGAGCCAUAGGUUGGUCACUUGCAGACAUUCCCGGUAUAUCCCCUUCCUUAUGCAUGCACAAGAUUCAUUUAGAGGAAGGAGCUCGACCAGUGAGGCAGCCCCAAAGGAGACUCAAUCCCACCAUUCUAGAUGUGGUCAAGAAAGAGGUAAGUAAACUACUUUCGGCUGGCAUUAUUUAUCCUAUCUCUGACAGCAAGUGGGUGAGUCCAGUGCAGGUAGUUCCGAAGAAGACAGGAUUCACAGUGGUAGCCAAUGAGAGGAAUGAGCUAGUGCCCAUGCGAGUGCAGAACAGCUGGAGAGUCUGCAUUGACUAUAGGAGGCUCAACCAAGCUACCAGGAAGGAUCAUUUCCCACUCCCAUUCAUUGAUCAGAUGCUAGAGAGGUUAGCUGGAAAGUCCCAUUACUGCUUCCUUGAUGGUUUUUCUGGUUAUUUUCAGAUUUGCAUAGCACCGAAGGAUCAGGAGAAGACCACCUUCACCUGCCCCUUUGGCACUUUUGCAUACCGGAGGAUGCCAUUUGGUUUAUGUAAUGCCCCAGGUACGUUCCAGCGAUGCAUGGUGAGUAUAUUUUCAGAGUUACUUGAGCAUUGCAUGGAAGUUUUCAUGGAUGAUUUUUCUGUUUAUGGGACCUCCUUUGAUGAGUGUCUGAUCAGUUUGGGUAGAGUCCUAGAGAGAUGUGUUGAGAAGAAUCUUGUCCUAAAUUUUGAAAAAUGUCAUUUCAUGGUUGAGCAGGGGAUUGUUUUGGGUCAUGUUGUGUCCAAGAGGGGUAUAGAGGUUGAUAAGUCCAAGGUCGAUAUCAUUUCUUCUUUGCCUUACCCCGCGUCUGUGCGGGAGGUACGAUCUUUCCUUGGACAUGCAGGAUUCUAUAGGAGAUUCAUCCAAGACUUCAGCAAGAUUGCCCUUCCAAUGUCCAACCUGCUUCAGAAGGAUGUGGAAUUCAAAUUUGAUGAGUCUUGCAAGAUGGCCUUUGAGGAGCUCAAGAGGCGCUUGACUUCUCCACCCAUCAUCCAGCCACCCAACUGGGACUUGCCAUUCGAGCUC
Diospyros lotus (date-plum) is the source of this 3864-nucleotide messenger RNA. RefSeq lists its product as uncharacterized. NCBI's taxonomy places the organism in Eukaryota, Viridiplantae, Streptophyta, Magnoliopsida, Ericales, Ebenaceae. The annotation marks the transcript as partial. The transcript has a single exon. The record is from RefSeq and is a predicted model, not a curated record.